GGGCUUGGCUUGGAGGGGGCAAGGGAGGGAAAGAGAGAAGGGGGAAACACAAAAAACUUCUUUCUUUCUCUCUUCGUUUAUCUUCAGCCCGACAUUGUCACCUCCUCUUUGAGGGGUUAGAAGAAGCUGAGAUCUCCCGACAGAGCUGGAAAUGCACUGCACUUUGACUAUGGAAACAGAGGCUAUUGAUGGCUAUAUAACGUGUGACAAUGAGCUUUCACCUGAAAGGGAGCACUCCAAUAUGGCAAUUGACCUCACCUCAAGCACACCCAAUGGACAGCACGCCUCACCAGGUCACAUGACAAGCACAAAUUCAGUAAAGCUAGAAAUGCAGAGUGAUGAAGAGUGUGACAGGAAACCCCUGAGCCGUGAAGAUGAGAUCAGGGGCCAUGAUGAAGGUAGCGGCCUAGAAGAACCCCUAAUUGAGAGCAGCGAGGUGGCUGACAACAGGAAAGUCCAGGAGCUUCAAGGCGAGGGAGGAAUCCGGCUUCCGAAUGGUAAACUGAAAUGUGACGUCUGUGGCAUGGUUUGCAUUGGGCCCAAUGUGCUAAUGGUACAUAAAAGGAGUCACACUGGUGAACGUCCCUUCCACUGUAACCAGUGUGGAGCUUCUUUCACUCAGAAGGGCAACCUUUUGAGACACAUAAAGUUACACUCUGGAGAGAAGCCGUUCAAAUGUCCUUUUUGUAGCUAUGCCUGUAGAAGAAGGGACGCCCUCACAGGACACCUCAGGACCCACUCUGUGGGUAAACCUCACAAGUGCAACUACUGUGGACGAAGCUACAAGCAGCGCAGUUCAUUGGAGGAGCACAAGGAGCGCUGCCACAACUAUCUCCAGAAUGUCAGCAUGGAGGCUGCCGGGCAGGCCAUGAGUCACCAUGUACCUCCUAUGGAAGAUUGUAAGGAACAAGAGCCUAUCAUGGACAACAAUAUUUCUCUGGUGCCUUUUGAGAGACCUGCUGUCAUAGAGAAGCUCACAGGGAAUAUGGGAAAACGUAAAAGCUCCACUCCACAAAAGUUUGUGGGGGAAAAGCUCAUGCGAUUCAGCUACCCAGACAUUCACUUUGAUAUGAACUUAACAUAUGAGAAGGAGGCUGAGCUAAUGCAGUCUCAUAUGAUGGACCAAGCCAUCAACAAUGCAAUCACCUACCUUGGAGCUGAGGCCCUUCACCCACUGAUGCAGCACCCGCCAAGCACAAUCGCUGAGGUGGCCCCAGUUAUAAGCUCAGCUUAUUCUCAGGUCUAUCAUCCAAACAGGAUAGAAAGACCCAUUAGCAGGGAAACCUCCGAUAGUCAUGAAAACAACAUGGAUGGUCCUCUCUCUCUCAUCAGACCAAAGAGUCGACCCCAGGAAAGAGAGGCCUCGCCCAGCAAUAGCUGCCUGGAUUCUACUGACUCAGAAAGCAGCCAUGAUGACCACCAGUCCUACCAAGGAAACCCUGCCUUAAAUCCCAAGAGGAAACAAAGCCCAGCUUACAUGAAGGAGGAUGUCAAGGCUUUGGAUACCACCAAGGCUCCUAAGGGCUCUCUGAAGGACAUCUACAAGGUCUUCAAUGGAGAAGGAGAACAGAUUAGGGCCUUCAAAUGUGAGCACUGCCGAGUCCUUUUCCUAGACCAUGUCAUGUACACCAUUCACAUGGGUUGCCAUGGCUACCGGGACCCACUGGAAUGCAACAUCUGUGGCUACAGAAGCCAGGACCGUUACGAGUUUUCAUCACACAUUGUUCGAGGGGAGCACACAUUCCACUAGGCCUUUUCAUUCCAAAGGGGACCCCUAUGAAGUAACGAACUGCACAUGAAGAAAUACUGCACUUACAAUCCCACCUUCCCUCAGAUGUUGACAUACCUUUUUUUGUUGUUUAAUAUUAUUACUGUCAUUGAUUCUUAUUUCGUGGACGCAGUGUCAUUUGCCUGCCUAAUUACAAUAAGGAAGAAACAGAAGAGAGAAGGGACAAGGGAUAUUGUUUCUUGAUAACUUGGCUUGUUUAUUUUAUGGGAAUUUAAGAGCAGUUCCAUUUCUGCCACGCAUAAAUAUAAGGUAUAUCAUGCUUUGAAAAAAAAUCACUUGAUUCAUAUAGAUUCACCUGAGAGAUUCUAAUUUGCCACUGAUGUUCAGGAUUAUGAUUGAAGGCAGGAAAGUUUAGAGUUUUCUGGGUAGAACUUUCUCAGUUUAAAGUGGUAUAAGUAAUUUUACUCUUCAAGGAAGAAUUUUGUUUCAAAAUAUAAACUGUUUUUUUUCCCCCUCUAGAGAUCAUGGAACACAAACACAUUGUUACUUUCAGUGAUAAACUCCUUGGAUGAGUUGUUGUGGGUUCUAUGUUUACUUCCCCAAUGGAAUUUAUAAUACGGUAUGUUAUACACUGUACCAUAUAGCAAAACUUUUGAACUACAGGUAGUUAAGGAUACCUACAAUACAUCUGAGGUCCUAUGAUCUUAUUUUUCUAAACUUAAGCACUGUUUUCCAUAGUUUUGAUGACUGGCAUUUUAUAGACACCCUGGCAGC
Molecule: messenger RNA, 2503 nt
Organism: Odobenus rosmarus divergens (Pacific walrus)
Lineage: Eukaryota; Metazoa; Chordata; Mammalia; Carnivora; Odobenidae
Gene: IKZF2
Product: IKAROS family zinc finger 2 (Helios)
Exons: 8
Coding region: 152-1750 (532 amino acids)
Biological process (GO): regulation of transcription by RNA polymerase II
Molecular function (GO): DNA-binding transcription factor activity; RNA polymerase II cis-regulatory region sequence-specific DNA binding
Source: RefSeq, a predicted model, not a curated record